AUGAGCUUCUCACUCACGUUCUCGGAGCUGGUCAACAUCGCCAUCCCGCAAUGCGGGGUGGUGAACUUCAAGGCCCUGCACCUCCUGCUCCAGGGCAUCCUGGAGCACAUCCACAUGGCCAACCUUGAGAAGGUCCUCUCGGGGGACGAGGACUUCCUCCACACCUCGCCAGCCGCGUUCAUUCCCCGGGAAGGAGAUGUCCAGCCCAUCCUCAACCCCAUAAAGAGGCUUGGCAAUGUCUUUGACCACCUGAUGAGCCGCACAGACAAGCUGGAGAGCCAGCUGGCCAUGCUGCGGGAAUUGCCCUCCACUUCCCAGCUGCUGGAGGGCAGCCAGGGCACUGGCCAGCCCGCCCAGGACCUGUGGAACCUGAUAAAGCUCCGGAAGAUAGUGGAGGGCAACGAGGAAGCUGUGGCCAAGUCCAUGAAGAUCCUGCAGGAUUUGCUCACUGACAUUUAUGCACUCAAGGUCACCAUUGAAGCCCUCAGGAAGGAUAUGGCCAUGCUGAAGAACAUGGUUGACAAGAUACAUCCAGAAAGAUUAGAUGCUUUCUCUGAAGAUUUGAAAGGGCAGAACCGGAAGAUGAGCGCACUGCAGCGGGAAGUGAUUUCUCUCCAGAACAAGAUAACCACCCUCCCCAAAACCGAUGAUGUGGUGCUCUGGAGCAGCCUCCAUGAGGCCAUGUUCACCCCGCCCCCUCUUCCGCAGGGCACUGGUCCACAACUGCUGGAUGAUUCUGAGCUGUGGCAGAUUGCGGAACAUGUCGCAGAGACUGACCUUCGCCAGACCGCUGAGUACGACGAAGGAGUUGGCCGUGGCCAGGUCACGGAGGCCAUCCAGCGCCCCAGGUUCCUGGAGACCGUCUGGCAUUACCAAGUCCCAGGGCAGCUACAGGAGAAGGAGUCUGCCCAAGCAGCUCUGCUCCCUGGGGCCCAGGGGCCAGAGCAGGCCCAACUCCGGGGCUUUAGGGCCCCACCCCCAGCCACAGAGCUGGGCUCAGCUUGGCCUCGUUCACUGUGGUCACAGUAUCGCAAGGGAGACAGAUCCAAGCUCUCAGCUCUCUCAGAAAAGGAGCAAGAAUUUUCCUCUGUGGAAGUGGGAUUCCCUCAGGAUGGAACCCCCACGGCAGAGGCCUCCAAGGAAGUAUUCCCUAAGGGAUCCCAGUCUGCCAUUAAGCAGAUAAAAUCCAGUGCUGCCAUUGCGGCUGCGGCGGCCACUGCCUACGCAGCUGCAGCAGCAUCGGCAGCCCAGGCAGCUAAGGCCGCUGCCAGGCUGGUCAGGGACGCCCCUGCCACCAAACUGGCCACCAUAGCAACGGCUUCAGCCGCAUCCGGGCCCUUAGGGGUCCUUACAGACAUCCUGGGUGCAGGGGCCUCCCGCGGGGCCUUCACUGAGGACGGCGAGAUGGAAGACUUGCAGGAGGUAGACUACGAGGACUUCCUCUCUCCUUCAUUCUUUUCUGCCAGUGUCCCUCCUGACAUAGCCCUAUCCCAGGCCAUGCUGGCUGCCAAAAAGGCCAUGACCCCUGAAGACAAGAAGGAGGCUGUAAGGUAUUCCAUGAGCCAUAUAGCCCAGAUGCCCAUUAGACAUGACUCCCUGAAAGAAGAGUUUGCCCAGCUGUCAUCCAACCUGCAACAGCAUAUGACUUAUCUAGCUAAUAUGGGAGCUUCUUCCAAGCUUGGGACAACAGUGGACGUAUUGCAAGAAAAGAUUGGCAGCCUCCAGGAAUCCAGGAUGAGGGAGGAGGAACUUGAGAGAAUUUGGGGCCACCAGAUAGAGAUGAUAAAGGACCACCACCUCGUGCUGGACAGGGCAGUGAACAAGCUCCAGAUUCGCCUGGAUGAGUUAAAGGUUGUCCAUUUGCAAAUAAAAAACCUAGAAAUGUACAAGGCAGACAAAAGUGUGAUGGAGCAGGAGCUGAAAGAGAAAGCCGACAGGAGCUCCCUGGCAGGCAAGGCAAACCGGGCCGACCUGGACACAGUGGCAGUGGAGCUGAAUGAGAUGAUUCAGGGCAUGCUAUUGAGGGUUAUUGCCAAUGAGGAUGACUGGAAGAAAGCUGUGGAGCAGCUGGAAAAAGACCUGCACACCAAGCUGAUUCCCAGUGAUUUGGAUGAUCUGAAGAAAGAUAUGGAUGAGGUCUGGAAAGUGGUCAGGAAGCUGCUGAUCGAAGGCCUCCGAUUUGACCCCGACAGUGCUGCUGGCUUUAAAAAGAAACUGUUUGAGCGGGUGAAAUGUAUCUCCUGUGACCGGUCCGUGGAGAUGAUGACCAGCCCGCAACUCAUCACCAUCCGCAGUGCCCACCUGCUGUCUCGGUUGCGGCCAGCCAGUGCCAACAGCUAUGAGUACCUGCAGCGGCAACAGAUGAGGGAACAGCAGCAGCUGCAGAAGCUCCAGAACCUUGGAGCCCCUGAAGGGAGCCUGGACUCGCUGGCCUCCCAGCAGGACUGGGGUGAUGGACCUGGAAACAACACCAACCUGGAUUUCAAGUCAUGUAACUUGUCAACACUCUGCCCCUACGGGGACCCUGAGUUGUUGGACUAUGACUCCGCGGAGGUGGACAUCCUGGGAGUGGACGGGAUCCUGUACAAGGGCCGAAUGAAGAGUAAGGGCAGGGCGUGGCCACUGACCAGCGCAGAGAAGGAACUGGCAGCUGUGAAGGUUCCGCGUCCCCCAGCCCGAAGCCUGUAUGAGGGUGCACGUCCGAGUGCCUUAUUUGGUGCCACCUGCCCCCCCCUGCACCCCCGCGCAAGCAUGGGCUCAGCCACCCCAGGCCUCCAGCCGCCGGUGCCAGCUCAGCCUCCGUCUCUGCUGCCCCUACCGACGCGGCCACCGCUGAUGCUGUCCCUACAGGAUCCCCAGCCAGCCCCAGGGCCUGCCAGGCACCCCAGGCCUCUGCGCCUCAAGUCCCGGGCCAGCAUGCAGUCCUCCAAGGAGUCCACCAACCUGACUGUGUCCAAAUGAGGCUGAGCUCUUCCUGACCCAGGUGACCUACU
Hippopotamus amphibius kiboko is the source of this 2993-nucleotide messenger RNA. RefSeq names its product chromosome 9 C16orf96 homolog (gene C9H16orf96). The coding region runs from base 1 to 2961 and encodes 986 amino acids. Lineage: Eukaryota; Metazoa; Chordata; Mammalia; Artiodactyla; Hippopotamidae. The record is from RefSeq and is a predicted model, not a curated record. The transcript has 18 exons.